This is a messenger RNA of Oldenlandia corymbosa var. corymbosa, 2006 nucleotides long. NCBI's taxonomy places the organism in Eukaryota, Viridiplantae, Streptophyta, Magnoliopsida, Gentianales, Rubiaceae. The record is from the annotation of a GenBank genome assembly.
AAAUUCUAAACCGGACAAUAAUUACGGGACGGAGAGAGUAUAUUUUUACUUUUUGUAUCAUUGAUGAUAUUGCGUUUUUGCAUUACAUUUUCUCCGCAUCAUAGUAUCUAUCUAUCUUCUUCUUCUUCUUCAACGACACUGCACUAUAAGACAGACUCAAGACAGUUGAGUGAGUUGAUGGCCGAGGAGCAAAUUGCGGGAAACGGUAAGAAAGCCAAUCCACAAAAAACGGGAAGCUCGGUCCUUUCCCUCGCCACGAUAACACGUGGCAGAAAGACGCUGACUCUUCGAUUCCAUGCACUUCUACCCACCCGCCACGUAAUGCAUCCUACUUCCCACCAUAACCGUUUGCUGUCUAUAUCUUACUUCUCAAUUCUCCCUUAUCUGUAUCAUUACUUUCAAAAAAAUACCUGAAAUUGAAGCCUUUUUCUUUUACUUUGUUCCGAUUCAUUUCUACAAGAAGAACAAAUUAGACGAGAACACUGUGAAAAGAAUCGAUAUAAUGGCGAAAAGAACAGCAUUAAUAAUGUUUGUAGUAUGUAUGGCGGCGGUAGUACCUGUGGGUUGGUGUUGGGGGGAAGAGGCGAUGGAUGCUGCCAAGGAGAAGAUGAAUUCGGCGGCCGAACACAUGAACAUCGACCCGGAUCAGGCCAAGCAAAAAGCUUCGGAAGCCAUGGAAGAUGCCAAGGACAAAGCUGGAUCUUGGGCUGAUUGGGCCAAAGCCAGAUUAUCCGAGGGCCUGGGUUUGAAUGACGACAAAGGCAAUACAUUUCGUAGAAUGACUGAGGAAGUGUCCGAUGCUGCUGGAAGUAAUUAUUUCCAUCUCUUUUGAUUUGUAUGUACUAUGUCAUUAAUUAGGGUACACUGGAAUAUAAUUCUCUAUGCUUUCUGUGGCUUUCAUUUUGGCAUUCAUUUUGGCAGAGACCUCAAGCUACUCUCAAAAAGCAUGUGAUAUGGCUGGUAAUGCCAAAGAGAUGGGAAAAGACAAUGCUUAUGCUGCCUAUAACAUGGCAUCAGAGAGAGGGGGCCAAGCCAUGAACAUGGCUUCCGAUAUGGCUAACGAUGCCAGCGAAAGAUUCCACGGCGCUUAUGGCUCUGCCUCGGAGACUAUGGAUAAUGUCAUGAAUAAAGCUUCAGAAAUGGGGACUGAAGCCAGGAACGCGGCGACUAAUAAAGCUCGUGAAGGCUAUGCCUACGCCUCUGAUAAAGCAUCAGGAGCAACGGAUGCAGUUUCAGAUAUGGCAGGCAAUGCAAAGGAUAUUGGAAAAGAAAAGGCGAAUGCUGCUUAUUCAUAUAUCUUUGGUAAGGCAGGUCAGGCCAUUGAUAAAGAGAACCUCGAAGAAAAAGCUUCAAAUGUGCGCGCAUAUGCUUCAGAGAAGGCAGAUCAAACCAUCAAAAUGGCAACAGAUAGGUCGAGUGAUGGCCAAGAGGCAAUGGGGAGAACUAAAGAUGAGAUUUUUGAUCAAUACGAGGAUGCUAAAUCAAAGGUUGAAGAAACUUAUCAAUCUGCAAAGGAUACAAUGACAGAGAAGGCAAAGGGUAGUUAUGAAGCUGCCAAAGAGAAGGCUUCACAAGCUGCUGGUGAUGUAGGAGAUCUACUGAGGCAUAAACCUGGGGAACUAUGAGCCAUUUGUUGAAAUGUUUCUAGUCAGGCUUCGUGAGUAACACUUUCCUCUACUACUUUGUAGAUUUCUUCACUCAUUUAUUUUAUCUCCUUUUGUAACUACUAAAUAGUUAUAAUGAAGUUUCGGAGGCUCUUAUGCUCCUUUCUUGUUCGUGGUCUACCUCAAGAUGCAUUAGUCAUAGAAAUAUUUUCGAUUACUUCUGAGACUAUUAGCUUACUGUACCCAGGUCAAUUAAUAAGAGAAACUUUACAUAAUUGGAUGUCAUGCCAUCAUAUAUGUAUGCUCUAGUGCUUUUACAAUUGGAAGAUUGAGGAUCAGUCAGCCGUUGUAAGUGCUAGUCAUGAACAUCAGUCAUCCAUCAUGAAUGCGCGCUGAUUUGAU